Symbiodinium sp. CCMP2592 is the source of this 2271-nucleotide messenger RNA. The record is from the annotation of a GenBank genome assembly. Lineage: Eukaryota; Dinophyceae; Suessiales; Symbiodiniaceae.
AUGGCGGGCGCUGUUUGGCGUUGGCUUCUCUUCCUGCCACAUGCCAAAGGUAUGUUGGCCGAUGUUGGGAUACCAUUGCACUUUUCUGGCUUGCUGAACUCGUCGUUACAUGCCAAGUUCUUUGUGCUCCGUCCGCCGCCGGAGCUUCGGCAACUACGUGGCCGGGCCCUGGAGUGUGAGUACUUCGGGCACAUGUACAGCUUCGAGUACAUGUACACCGACUUUUUCGAGAUGAACCGUCAGUUCCUUGCCAAUUCGGCAGAGGAAGCGGACUUCGUGGUGCUCGAGCAUUGCGUCACGUACGCGUACCAUGUCCUUCGGUAUGGAGCCGGAUUUAACACGGUGAAGCUCACGUGGGAAGCAUUGAGGAUAGCGCAGGAAUCCUACCUGUUGCCUUUGAUCCACUGGGCCGAGACCACGCCGGCUUACCAGAAGACACAGGGCAGGAAUUUCGUCAUCGUUUUUGCCAUGGACAAGGGGUUGGAAAUGGCACGCCUGAAGCUCAGACAUGCUCUUGGCAGCGGCCGGAACCAGCCGUGGUUGCGGCCGGAAUCGGACUCAGCGCCUGAUCCUUGCAAAGGCCGGAGCAGCACAUCGAAGAGGCGCCUCGUUUACUACGAGCAGGAUGUCGUGGUGCCCGUGCCCACGAGCUUUGAGUGGACACCGGAGGCCCAACAGACCGAAGAUCGGCACCUGCUCGUGUUUUACGCGGCAUCUCCGAACAGCUGCAUCCGAAGAUCCAUCGCGAGCCAGCUUGCUGCAUCGGACGAUGCAGAGGUGCUCGUCAUUCCAAAGCCAAUUCCCAAGAAGCCAUGGAGUGACUUCCUCUUCCGGUCCAAGUUCUGUUUUGUCCCGGAUGGGUUCUCAUCCAUCUCGGCAAGGCUUUACGAGGUUCUGUUGCACGGCUGUGUGCCUGUGCUCCUGACCCAUGCCUUUCAUCCGCUGGCAGCCAAGCUUGCACUGCUCACGCCUUCUGAGUCUGUGGCCAGCAUGCCCGCCCUCGUGCUCGAGCAGGUGGCCGAUGCACCAGCAAUUCUGCGCAACAUUUCAGAAGAGGAGUACCUCUCAAUGCACAGGCAGGUAACUCGGGUCCAACGAAUGUUCAUGCCUCUUGGACUCCAGUGCAGACAUGCCUUUCUGGAUAGCUACGAACAUGGAGUUGAUGCAGCGCAAGCAAGACCUAGGCUGAACUCGGCAGGCGAAGCAGGUGAUGGAGCUGGCACACUUUUUCAUUCCUGCACUGAUAGCGAAGCAGUGUGUGCUUCAUGGUCACUGAAGCGGAAGUUCUUGGUGCUCGUCGGACAUGUUCAGCUACUUGCCGCGAGUCAUGCCACAGAGUGCAAGGAGAGGGCGGUCGAGGCUUUGGUCGGGCGGCAGCGCGUCAGCGCAAGGGACGUGGCCUGGCCGUGGGACUUGGCGGAGAUCGUGGCGGUGCAGCCGCCAGGCUUGCUGAUGCCCUCCAGAAGGACGGCCCUGUCAAGCCAGAGCUUUGGUGCCGAGCUCGGUGUCAGGCACUUCAUGGCGGCAGGCUGUCAGGAUGCAGGCCCGCAGCCCAUGUCGAGGAAGACCUUCGCAUCGCAGCCUUUGCGGCCUGCACCACCUGGUGCUGAAGGGGGUCACUUCGUCGCGCCUCGACGCCAGCAAAACCUGGACUGUGUGAAGCCUCCGUUGACAUAUGAGGCCAUCUCCGCUGCCGCAUCACCUCAGCAUCGCCUGCCUCCCCCGCAGGAGCCCGCACUGUGCUGGUGUCUGACCUACACACUGGAUUUCUUCAUGACGAGUGGCAUAUCGGUGAUCGACGGUUCGAUUCAGGCAGCUGCAUUGGCAGUGGCUGACGUGAGUGCAAGCAUUGCUGCCAUAGCCGCGCCAACUGGCUCGAGGCUGGUGGCAGGUGUCCUUUUGCGGCUUCUUGGUAGCACGACUCUGGCUCUGGCUGCUCUGGGUCUCUCCGCGCCGGGGAUGGUGGGCGCCGUCGCCGGCCCCUGCUGCCUGGUGUUGGUUUGUGCCCGUGAGAUCUUCUGGUUCGGGUGGUCUUACAAGGUGGAUGCGAUCUUUAGCCUGAUCCUGUUCGCGGGCGUGGCUGGCCUUCGUUUUGCGGCUUCGUCGGUGUCCACCAGUGAGGCGUUGGCCCCAGAAACGCCAGUCUUCGAGAGCUGGGAUCAGAUGCCGACUGUGCCGACCUUGUUCGAUGUGCGGCCUGUUGGUCCACCGUUGCUGGUGUCCUUCGGCUGCUACAUCAGCCUUUCGGUCCAAGCCAUUUUCACCCGGUAG